AUGUCGACUACAUUUACAACGGCAUUGUCUACGCCCAUCACAAACACAACGACAACAGCAAAUGCCACCAAUUCAAUACGCAAAAGAAACACAAAGCUGUUCUUUACCCAAAUUUAUCACUAUCUCGCCGUUACCUUUCGUUUCAUAUACACCAUGAUGAAGCCCUCGGCCAGACUACUUGAUUUCAAAUCAGCCACCGCUAAUGCAACCAGCCAUAUACCCUCUACUACAACCACAGCUACUACUACUACUACUACUACUACUACUACUACUACUACAACAGCUUCACAAUACUAUAAAAACAAGACAUUAAUACUAGACUUGGAUGAAACACUAGUGCAUUCGGUUCGACUCGGUUCUGAAGCCUCUAUCAACACCAAGGUCAAUGCUUCAGUCAUUCGCAAAAACAUAGAAGUGCAAUGCGACAAGCAAAACCUCAUCUAUGAAGUGUACAAACGACCACAUGUGGAUUUUUUUUUAAAGACAAUUAGUCAAUGGUAUAAAGUGGUGAUCUAUACAGCUUCUAUGGCAGAAUAUGCUGACCCCGUGAUAGACUGGCUGGAUCAGGACAAUUUGAUUUCACAGAGAUUCUUUCGACAAUCUUGCGUUUUAAAAAAUGGCAAUUUCCUCAAGGACCUGACACUCGCAGAACAAGAUUUGUGUAAAGUUUGUCUAGUGGAUAAUAGUCCAAUUGCUUUUGAUUUAUAUAAAGAAAAUGGCAUUGCUUUACCCACCUGGAUAUCAAACCCCAACGAUGAAAGUUUACUGGAUCUCUUGCCUUUUCUAGAUGCCCUUCGUUUUGCGGCCGAUGUGAGAAGUAUAUUACGACUACAACACAAGUUGAAAUGA
Messenger RNA from Mucor velutinosus, 849 nucleotides. RefSeq lists its product as uncharacterized. The transcript has 4 exons. Bases 1 to 849 code for a protein of 282 amino acids. NCBI's taxonomy places the organism in Eukaryota, Fungi, Mucoromycota, Mucoromycetes, Mucorales, Mucoraceae. The record is from RefSeq and is a predicted model, not a curated record. Gene Ontology annotation, molecular function: phosphoprotein phosphatase activity.